Molecule: messenger RNA, 2538 nt
Organism: Sporothrix brasiliensis 5110
Lineage: Eukaryota; Fungi; Ascomycota; Sordariomycetes; Ophiostomatales; Ophiostomataceae
Exons: 2
Coding region: 1-2538 (845 amino acids)
Cellular component (GO): membrane
Molecular function (GO): serine-type endopeptidase activity
Source: RefSeq, a predicted model, not a curated record
AUGGCAGCGGCAGCGUCCAGCCAGCAUAUCCCAGCCAACGACCGCCGUGUCAUCCACGCUCUAGGCAACUGGAUUAUCCGCAGGAACAUUUUGGACCGCGUAGACUCGGCCGAGCAGGCAUCCUUGGCCCUCACAUGCAGGCAGUUGAGGAGCAGCUUGGCUGGUGUGGCUGAUGUGCCUACACUGCGCUCGAAACUCCCAUACCGUCAGUUUUUGGACGUUUUGUCUGUUAUUGCACGGGACUUGCCGGACCACUACGUGUGUGAGACAUGUUUACACCUGCACCAGGUCGCAAAUGAGAGCCACGCUCACGACACGGCACUCGUCGAGCAGGCAUCCAAAAAACACAGGUUCACGGAACCCAGACUCGAGCCGCGGUGCCGCCGCUCGUCCUCUCACUACGACGCGAUCGAGAAUCUCCAUACAUUCACUGGCGCCUUGUCGUCUCCUGCGAGACGCACACCUCUUGCAGGACUUGCCCACCGCGAUGUGCAGCUUAUCUUAAAGCGUGUCCGUAUGCUUUUAGAGGACGAGCAGGUCACGUCGGCACAUCAAUGCGAACGAGACGAGAACAGGCAAGGCAAAGAUGCUGGCGGAUUUCAGACGAAGGCGGAAGAGACGAGCAUCCAGACGACGGUCAUAUGGGCUCUGACGCGUUUCUGGUAUCACAUGCCCUGGAACCGCCCUUCCGACGAGGAUCGGGCCGCAAAUGCCCGCGACACACUCGAGAAGCAGUUGUGCGCGGCUCUCGCGUCAUAUUCAGCCCAGCGGCGGAUGGUCUCGCCGGACAGGAUGUAUCGACGGUGUUCCAAAACAAUCCAGUACAGCUUUACGCCACGCGUGAUUCUCUGUGCCGAAAACGGCACGGGUCGUAAUGCUCGUCAAGGCAAACGUCAGCCACGCUUUCUACUCAAGACUACGGUCACCAUUGCCCACGGGGAUUUUUGCAAUGUCCCCCUAAGCAUCUGCCCGCAUCAGCUCCUCAACAACGACAACGAGACUGUGUGGCAUCUAGAAGCGAGGCUAGAGGUGCAACUUCUGAACUAUCGCGGGUGCAAUGGCGGACAGGCCUACGCCUGCGUGGUAGACGAAGUCAACCCCACAUACGAGGGCCCGCCUUUGCUGAAAUCGGCGUUUCGCUUUUUGGUUGCCUCGAUGUAUGUGUACGGAGUGCACAACCAUCCGGAGAGAUACCGACUCGCAAGACAGCAGGGCAACGAUCCCCAACUUUAUCGCACACCCGCCGACCUCCAUGCAUACCAGCAGAACGAGGAGAGGAAGCAACAGCAGCAGCAGCUACUGAAUCACCGCGCGGUGGGCGGCAGCUGCGCCCGCUGCCCGACGGACUUUUCGGUGCACGCCAGAGACGAGGGCCUCGAAAUCACCGUGUGGCAAGACUUUGGACCCGAGGCGCCGGUGACGGAUGUGUGGUGGCAGAGCCACGUUCCAGGCCCCGUGCUGCAGUCCAUGGCGCCAAACACGUGGCAGUCAGGGCUCACAGUCGAGCACGAUCCUGGAUCUGUUCGUGCGCUGUUCGAGACCGGGAUCGAUCACAACCCACCGCCGACGCUCAUGGCCUCGUUCGGCCUGCCCCCUGUCCGCGUGCUGCGGCCAGCGCUGUGGUGCGCGGGCGCCGUGGGCACAAUCUACGUCGGCUCUGCAGCCUACGAGGUGCGCCACGAUGCCGCCAUUGCGCGGGAAGCCCGGCGGGCGCGACACUUGCCGACCUCGCCCAUCAGUCUGCGGGACUUGGACGGCGUGCGGGCCAUGCUGGCGGCGUCGGGCGGCCGCAACCCGCUGCGCGUGUCCCAUGCAUCGUCGUCAACACCCACCACAUCCCCCUCGCCCUCGCCGCUUGCGGCGUGGUCCAACCUGCCCGAGGCGGGCAAGCUCAUGGUCGGCCUCGUCUCCACCAACGUGGGCGUCUUUGGCCUCGAGCGCUUGCUCCCCGGCACGUCCGCUCUGUUCUCGCACGUCCCCGCGGCGUCCGGCACCACCGCCGCCACCGCCAACUUCACGAUGCUCUCGUCCGCCUUUGGCCACGUCGGCCUCGCCCACCUCGCCCUCAACAUGUACGGCGUCGUGCAGUUCCUGCCGCCCGUCGCCGCCAGCCGCACGUUUGCCAGCAGCGGCAGCCACCUGGCGGCGUUCUACCUGUCGGCCGGCGUGCUGGCGUCGUACGCGUACCACCUGGCCGCCGUCUGGCCGCGGCCGCUGGACCGCGUGAUCCCCGCGCGCGGUGCCAGCGGCGCCGUCAUGGCCGUCGUGGGCGCCUUUGGCAUGUCGUACCCGGACAAGCAGCUGGGCAUCGUGCUGGUCCCGGGCAGCCUGCCGGCGUCGCAGUUCUUGCUGGGCGUGGCCGCGUUUGAGACGUACGGCCUGUUUGUGGGCUUCAAGCGGCUGCCGCUGGCGCACGCAGCGCACUUGGCGGGCCUGGCGCUGGGCGCGGCCUAUGUCUACUACGACGGGCGUGACCGCGUCUGGCGGCCGGUGAAGCAGUGGACGUUCCACCAGAUGCAGCGACUGUCGCUGGUGUGA